AUGGCGGUCCCCGAGCAGAUUCCAGGGCAGGAAUAUGACUACGAAGCCCUUCCCUCAAACUAUGGCCUCGGCCGGAACAUGUUGGCUGGUGCCUUUGCAGGGAUAAUGGAACACGCUGUCAUGUACCCGGUAGACUUAUUGAAGACGCGCAUGCAAGUUUUACAUCCUACAACCGGAGGUCUCUACACAGGCCUGACCAAUGCGGUCUCCACAAUUUAUCGGAUCGAGGGGUGGCGGACGUUAUGGAAGGGAGUCUCGAGUGUGAUUGUCGGUGCUGGUCCGGCGCAUGCCGUGUACUUUGGUACUUAUGAGGUUGUCAAGGAGAUGGCCGGUGGAAAUGUCGACGAGGGCCACCAUCCGCUUGCUGCCGCCGCUAGUGGAGCGGCGGCCACCAUUGCCAGCGAUGCUCUGAUGAACCCAUUCGAUGUCAUCAAGCAACGGAUGCAAGUACAUGGCUCCGUACAUAAGAGCCUUUUACAAUGCGCCACGUCCGUGUACCGCACCGAGGGUCUGCAUGCAUUCUACGUCUCAUACCCCACUACACUCUGCAUGACGGUGCCUUUCACGGCUACUCAAUUCGUGGCGUACGAGUCAAUCUCGAAAGUGAUGAACCCGUCCCAGGAAUAUGACCCAUUCACCCACUGCAUCGCUGGUGGUCUCGCUGGUGCCUUCGCUGCAGGUCUUACUACUCCUUUGGACGUUGUGAAGACGCUUCUUCAGACACGUGGGUUGGCGCAGAAUGAGGAGAUUCGAUCGGCAAAGGGCCUUUUCAAUGCGGCGGCCAUCAUCAAGCGCCAGUUUGGCUGGAGAGGCUUCCUACGUGGUGCUCGUCCCCGCAUCAUCUCCACGAUGCCCAGCACCGCUAUUUGCUGGACCUCGUACGAGAUGGCCAAGGCCUACUUCAAACGCCAGGAGUGA
Molecule: messenger RNA, 918 nt
Organism: Aspergillus fischeri NRRL 181
Lineage: Eukaryota; Fungi; Ascomycota; Eurotiomycetes; Eurotiales; Aspergillaceae
Gene: mrsA
Product: putative mitochondrial carrier protein
Exons: 8
Coding region: 1-918 (305 amino acids)
Biological process (GO): iron import into the mitochondrion
Cellular component (GO): mitochondrial membrane
Molecular function (GO): ferrous iron transmembrane transporter activity
Source: RefSeq, a predicted model, not a curated record